Nelumbo nucifera (sacred lotus) is the source of this 969-nucleotide messenger RNA. RefSeq names its product epsin-3. The record is from RefSeq and is a predicted model, not a curated record. Lineage: Eukaryota; Viridiplantae; Streptophyta; Magnoliopsida; Proteales; Nelumbonaceae. Gene Ontology annotation, biological process: endocytosis. Gene Ontology annotation, cellular component: endosome; plasma membrane; clathrin vesicle coat. Gene Ontology annotation, molecular function: clathrin binding; phospholipid binding.
AUGGAGAAUUUGUCAUUAGAUGAUAUUAAAAAGCAAGCAUCUUCCUUCAUUCAAGAGAAGUACAAAAUACUCAGGCUCGCCUUGACUGAUGUUACUCAACCAGAACUGUUGGCUGAGGAGGCAACUAAUAAUGAUCCAUGGGGCCCUGAUGCUAGAACAAUGACAAGAAUAGCUCAGGCAUCCUAUGACAUUGAUGACUAUUGGAGAAUUGUUGAUGUUCUUCACAGGAGGUUCUAUGCUAUUGAUCAAAAGCUAUGGAGGCAAUCCUACAAGUCAUUGAUUCUUCUUGAGUUCUUACUCACUCAUGGGCCUGAAGAUUUUGUUGAAGAAUUCCAAUGUGCUACUGAAGUCAUUGAAGAGCUUGGAACAUUUAAAUAUGUAGAUGAGCGAGGGUUCGAUUGGGGUAUCAACAUGCAAAAGAAGUCGGAGAGAAUACUGGAACUUCUAGGAGGAGGAGAGGCACUCAAAGAAGCACGCCACAAAGCACUGAAAAUAACUAAGGAGAUUAAAGGGUUUGGUAAUUCAGUGUUUCCUCCUGAUCAGUCCUCAUCAACCUCAUCCUCUAGAACUUCAUCGUUUGGCUCGCAUUCCAGCAACAGUCCUAGAUGGUAUGAUUUAGAAGAGCUUAGUCCACAUGAACCACUAAGCCCAACAAAAAAUCUGGGCGAGAGUUCUUCAGAAGGAAGCAGGUUACCAUCAGAGAAGCCCACUACUUUUCCUGGUGCUAAUGAGGACGCUGAAGGAUCACAUCUCUGGAAUUCUCCUGUUGAAGAAUCAGGGAAUUCACUUCUCAACCCUGAGAAAGAAGCGGAAACAGACGGUGUUUCCGGUGCAGUUUGUUCGAAAUUCGUUGGUCCCAGUAGUCCAUUAAACUCGGAUGCCAAGAAAGUAACGCUCAGAAGCUUCUCAGACGUCGGGAAGGUGGUGAAGAAGAAGAUUGAUCGUCAGCUGUCCAUCAGAUCAGCGUAA